GUGCCCAGGGAGACGAACGGCCUCAAGAGGGUUGUCAUCUUCCGCCACGGCGAGGGCCGCCAUCAGACGGACCGCGUCGUCACGAAGGGGCUAGGCCCCUGCCUGACGGAGCUGGGGCUGAAGCAGGCCUACGGCGUGCGCACGAACCGGAUUUUUCGGGAGGCGCUGGACGAGUCGAGGCGGCCACUGUUCGCGGCCUCUCACCUCGUGCGCGCAGAGACGAUGUGCCAUGCUGCCCCUGGGCGCACCAUCGUCAUCCAGCCUCUGCUGCGCGAGAGGAUCGUCGACGAGUUCGACUGGCCUUCGCGUCUGGAGACCUGCUGGAGCAGUGGUUGGAAGAGCACCAUGUGCAGGCCGACCUAG
Molecule: messenger RNA, 363 nt
Organism: Prorocentrum cordatum
Lineage: Eukaryota; Dinophyceae; Prorocentrales; Prorocentraceae
Source: the annotation of a GenBank genome assembly